This is a messenger RNA of Gymnodraco acuticeps, 937 nucleotides long. Its product is annotated as THAP domain-containing protein 4-like. Lineage: Eukaryota; Metazoa; Chordata; Actinopteri; Perciformes; Bathydraconidae. The record is from RefSeq and is a predicted model, not a curated record. The transcript has 6 exons. The coding region runs from base 215 to 937 and encodes 240 amino acids.
GGUCGCCGCCGAAGUGUUUACAUUCAUCACAGUUUAUUGUUUCUCUGUUUCAAAGUCGAAUUUAUCAAAGUUUUUGAGCGAGUAUUUGACUGGAAAGUGUGUCGGAGUCGACUGGAAGUGAUUGCCAAUCGAGAAAACCUGACAAUGGAGGCGACAGUGAAGAAAAAGGGAGGAAAAACACACGGGAAGCGAUGCAUUGCCGCUGGCUGUAGUAAUGUCAAGUCUGCCGAAGUGGCGAUGUUUCUGUUCCCAAAAGAUGAAGAUCUGUCAAAGGCAUGGGCAAAGCAAACAGAGAACCAGGAAGGACUGGGAGCCUACCAAAUACAGUGUUCUGUGCAGUGAACACUUCACAAGGGACUCCUUUGAUGAAAGUGCUCUACUACGAGCGCAGAUGGGCAUUGCGACAAAGAGGACCUUGAUCCUGAAGAAGGGAGCAAUUCCAACUGUUUUCCCCAGAGUUGGGACUUCAGCUGUGGGACAACUUUCAACAUCAACAUCAAGACCGGCUCGAUCUGCAUUUGCAAUGAGAGAGAGAAAGCGGAAAGUAGAAGAACUCCUGGCAGAAUCAGAAGUGGAGAGUAGCAGUUUUGCUUCCACAGAGGAAUCAAUGGAGAUGGCAUUGGCCACUGACACAGACAUGGCACCGGAACAGGAACGACAGAGUCAAGAUCAGGCCUGCCAGACAGACUGGACUCCAACAGCUACUGUCAGCAUCAAGACACAGACUGGGAAACAACUCACAAAAACAAAGACACAGUCAAAGGCAUGCCAGGUGACGCCCGAGAUGCUGACUGCAAGUCUACCAGUACCAGGGAGGCAGAGAAAGCUGAAAGUCCAUGGCACCAGAGACCCAGCUACACCUGACCAGCCACCACAGGCUGCCUCUAGCACACGAGACAUCCUGCAGCCUGCAAUACAGGGUGUAUGGACCACCUAA